This is a messenger RNA of Perognathus longimembris pacificus (Pacific pocket mouse), 4300 nucleotides long. It is a transcript of the gene Mideas, whose product is annotated as mitotic deacetylase associated SANT domain protein. Bases 639 to 3926 code for a protein of 1095 amino acids. Gene Ontology annotation, biological process: negative regulation of DNA-templated transcription; regulation of transcription by RNA polymerase II. NCBI's taxonomy places the organism in Eukaryota, Metazoa, Chordata, Mammalia, Rodentia, Heteromyidae. The transcript has 13 exons. Gene Ontology annotation, cellular component: transcription regulator complex; histone deacetylase complex. The record is from RefSeq and is a predicted model, not a curated record. Gene Ontology annotation, molecular function: transcription corepressor activity.
CCCUGAACGCUGGACUCCGAGUGCCUGGCAGGACUACACAAGAGCCGUGGCUGUGCUAGGAGUGACCCCUGUCCUCCCACUUCCUGUGUCUGGGAUGUGCUUGGAGUGUGGAAGGAGGCUUUGUGUGGCUAAAGAGCCUUCUGGGUGGGGUGGGAGGUGGUUACGUAGACAGAUGUGUGAGGAAGUCCAGGCCUGGCCCUGUGGGCUGUGGCUUGGGCUAGAAGGACAAGGGAGCCCAAUUUUGCCUUUGUCACCCCCUUUUCCCAGCUUGCCUCAGGGACAUAGGCUGAGUGUCAGCUCCACAGGGCACAAAUGACACAAGCCAGCACCGCAGAUCUGGAGCCUAGCCCGGAGCUUGUGGGACAAGAUGAGAGUGACAGUAUCUCAGGCUCCGGGACCCCGUGGAGCAUCAUGAACUGGGAAGUGUAGCUGAGCCCAAGAGCCUCCGCAAGGGGAAGGAGGAGCCAGCCACCUUCUCUCAGGACCUAACGCCCGAUCCAGUUGUCUAGCAUCUUCCUCUGCCUCUGCUCUGCCCUCACUGGCUUCUGAACAGAGACCUGGUUUCCUGCAGGAUCUUUCCCCAGGGGAUGGGCAGCUGGUGAAGGAAGUCUCAUCGCCCAGGCUCACUUGGCCACACCAUGAACCUCCAGGCCCAGCCCAAGGGUCAGACCAAGCGUAAGCGUUGCCUUUUCGGGGACCAGGAGCCAGCUCCCAAGGAGCAGCUCCCACCCCUGCAGGCCUCACAGCAGUCCCUCAGAGGGAAGGAGGAGCAGUAUCGGGGGCACGAGGCCCCCCCAGGGGCUGCUUCUACCUCUCAGCCUGUGGAUCUACCCCCUCCCAACAACCUGGCUCUGUUGAACUCUGUGGUGUACGGGUCAGAACGGGCCACAGCAGCCAUGCUGUCCCAGCAGGUUGGCUCCGUGAAGUGGCCCAACUCCGUGAUGGCUGCAGGGCGGGGCCUGGAGCGAGGAGGAGGUGGGAGUGUCAGUGACAGUGGCUGGCAACAGCAGCCAGGCCAGCCUCCACCCCACUCCACGUGGAACCGCCUGUCCCUCUACGGUGGACCCAAGGGGAGCCCUCAUCCUGGCGUGGGGGUCUCUAGCUACUAUAAUCACCCAGAGGCACUGAAGGGGAGCAAGGCUGGCGGCCCGCAGCUGGACCACUAUGGAAAUGCAAUGCGGCCCAUGAUGCCACAGAAGCUGCCUCUGGAGGUGGGGCGGGCCCCGGCCCCCUUGAACUCUUUCCACACCGCCAAGAAGACAGCAGGCCAGACACUGCCCCUGCAGCCCUUCCAGUUGGCUUUCGGCCAAGUGAACCGGCAGGUCUUCCGGCAGGGUCCACCACCUCCCAACCCCGCGGCGGCCUUCCCUCUGCAGAAGCAGCAGCAGCAGCCGCCGCAGCAACCGCAGCAGCAGCAGGCGGCCCUGCCCCAGAUGCAGCUCUUUGAGAACUUCUACCCCAUGCAGCAGCCGCCCUCUCAACAGCCCCAGGACUUUGGCCUGCCACCCACGGGGCCCCUGGGGCAGUCCCACCUGGCUCACCACAGCAUGGCCCCCUACCCCUUCCCCCACAACCCAGAUAUGAAUCCAGAACUGCGUAAGGCACUCCUGCAGGAGUCGGCCCAGCAGCCUGUGCUACCUCAGCCCCAGAUCUCCUUCCCCCGCCGCUCCCGCCGCCUCUCAAAGGAGGGGAUCCUGCCUCCCACCACCUUGGAUGGGGCUGGCACCCAACCCGGGCAGGAGCCCGCCAGCAAUCUGUUCCUACAUCACUGGUCCCUGCAACAGCCGCCACCUGGCUCCUUGGGACAGCCCCACCCCGAAGCUCUGGGGUUCCCACUGGAACUGAGGGAACCUCAGCUGCCGUCUGAUGGCGAGAGACUAGCACCUAACGGUCGGGAACAAGAAACUGCAGUGGGCAAUGAGGAGGGUUUGAGGGCAGGGGGCAAAGGGGACUGUGGGCAGAUUGUACGAAGUGGGGUGAUCCAGAGCACAAGACGGAGGCGGAGAGCAUCCCAGGAGGCCAAUUUGCUGACUCUGGCCCAAAAGGCCGUGGAGCUGGCCUCGCUGCAGAGUGCAAAGGAUGCCAAUGGCUCUGAGGAGAAGCAGAAAAGUGUAUUGGCCUCCACUACCAAAUGUGAGGUGGAGUAUUCUGAGCCUGCCUUAGCUGCCAAGCGAGCACGAGAUGAGAGCGGCAUGGUACCUCUCAUCAUCCCUGUGUCUGUUCCUGUGCGGACGGCGGAUGCAGCCGAGGUGACCCAGCUUGGCGGUGUGGACGAAGAUAGGAAGGCUCUGGAACAGAACCUCUCUGAACACAAGCCAUCUGUCAUCGUCACUCGAAGGCGGUCCACUCGUAUCCCUGGGAUGGAUGCUUCGGCUCAGGCUGAGGACCUGAAAGUUAAGUUGGAGGGGGAGCCUUCUGUGCGGAAGCCAAAGCACCGGCCACGGCCCGAGCCCUUGAUCAUCCCCACCAAAGCCGGCACCUUCAUCGCCCCUCCAGUCUACUCCAACAUCACCCCACACCAGAGCCACCUGCGUUCCCCCGUCCGCCUCCCUGACCACCCCUCAGAACGCAGCUUUGAGCUGCCCCCUUACACACCACCCCCCAUCCUUAGCCCAGUGAGGGAAGGCUCCGGCCUCUACUUCAAUGCCAUCAUAUCAACUAGCAGCAUGCCCGCCCCUCCGCCCAUCACGCCAAAGAGUGCCCAUCGCACCCUGCUCCGGUCGAACAGUACUGAAGUUACCCCGCCUGUCCUGUCUGUGAUGGGGGAGGCCACCCCUGUGAGCAUCGAGCCGAGGAUCAACGUGGGCACCCAGUUCCAAGCAGAAAUCCCCUCAAUGAGGGACAGCGCCCUGGCAGCCACAGACCCUCACAAGGCUGACUUGGUAUGGCAGCCAUGGGAGGACCUGGAGAGCAGCCAGGAGAAGCAGAGGCAAGUGGAAGACCUGCUGACAGCUUCCUGCUCCAGCAUUUUCCCUGGCGCUGGCACCAACCAGGAGCUGGCCCUGCACUGUCUGCACGAGUCUAGAGGAAACAUCCUGGAAACAUUGAAUAAGCUGCUACUGAAGAAGCCCCUGUGGCCCCACAACCACCCACUGGCAACUUAUCACUACACAGGCUCUGACCAGUGGAAGAUGGCUGAAAGGAAGUUGUUCAACAAGGGCAUUGCCAUCUACAAGAAGGAUUUCUUCUUGGUGCAGAAGCUGAUCCAGACCAAGAGUGUGGCUCAAUGUGUGGAGUUCUACUACACCUAUAAGAAGCAGGUGAAAAUCGGCCGCAAUGGGACACUCACCUUUGGGGACGUGGAUGCAAAUGAUAAGAAGUCAGCCCAGGAAGAGGUUGAAGUGGACAUUAAGACUUCCCAGAAGUUUCCAAGGGUGCCUCUUCCCAGAAGAGAGUCCCCAAGUGAAGAGAGGCUGGAGCUCAAGGGAGAGGUGAAGGAGCCCAAGAGAGAGAGGGAGGAAGAGGUACCAGAAAUCCAGGAGAAGGGAGAACAGGAAGAGGGGCGAGAGCACAGCCGGCGGGCAGCUGCUGUCAAAGCCACGCAGACACUACAGGCCAAUGAGGCGGCCAAUGAUAUCCUCAUCCUCCGGAGCCACGAGUCCAAUGCCCCUGGGUCAGAAGAUGGCCAGGUCUCGGAGAAGCCAAAGGAGGGGACAGGGAAGUCCCGAAGGGCACUACCUUUCUCAGAGAAGAAGAAGAAACCAGAGACAUUUAAUAAGACCCAGAAUCAGGAGAACACUUUCCCUUGUAAAAAAUGUGGCAGGGUGUUCUACAAGGUGAAGAGCCGCAGCGCACACAUGAAGAGCCACGCCGAGCAGGAGAAGAAGGCAGCGGCGCUGCGGCAGAAGGAGAAGGAGGCUGCGGCGGCUGCGGCCUCGCACCAGCAGGCUCGGUGGGAGGAGAGCGGUGCAGGUGAGAAGGGCUGAGGCCAGCCGGCCCCUCUCGCCGGACUCCCCAGCCAUCCUGCACUGGGGAACACAGGGGAGCAAGAAGAGGGCCCCUUGGGCUUUGCGGCAACGAAAUAAAUGGCUUUUCUUGAUAAAGGCCCCAGGAACAGUGUUAAAGGGCUGCAGGAUCCAAGGUCUCUUGGCAUCUGGUCUGUCAGAAGUUGUCCUGCUUUCCUGGAAGCUUGAGAAUCCUGGUCUCCUUGGAGUGUGGGGGGCUCUGCGGCCGCCUCUCGCUCUGACUUCUGCUGCCUUUGCUGCUGCGCAGUCUCUUCCCUCCUUUUUGCCUCUCUACCUUACCCCCUCGGUGUCCAGGAAGCCACCUUGGUGAGCCAAGCACAAGCCGAGCCCCCUGG